AUGUCGAAUCUUGUUGUAGGAAAAUUAAAAACUCUUAUUCGUGAAUAUCCUAAACCAGUUGGUAUUGUUGUUGAUUAUGACACAACUGGUUUUCGUGCUCGAGCAGAAACACUCCCAUGGAUUAUGAUUCGAAUAGGUCUUGUAGCUGCUCUUCGAUCUAAAGUGAAACAAGGUUGUGUGGGUGUAAUGAUUACAGCUUCACAUAAUCCUGGACACGACAAUGGUAUUAAAUUAGUUGAUCCACGUGGUGAAAUGCUUGAUCAAGCAUGGGAAGUUUAUGCAAAUAAUCUAUGUGCACUUGACGAUGAUGCUGAAGUGCUAUGGACUUAUCUUGAAACGCUCAUGAUUGAACUCAACAUUCAACCAAAUGAUGACGCAAUUAUUGGUAUUGCAUAUGAUAAUCGAGAAAGUAGUCCAUUGUUAGCCAGUAUUGUCAAACGAGCUGCGCAAGCGUUACAUACAGUCAUAAUGGAUUUCGAACUCAUGACAACACCACAACUUCAUUAUGCUAUUCAUUGUUAUAAUCAUGAUGAAUUUCAUGGACGUUUCAAUGAAAUCAGUUACUUUGAGAAAUUAUGCACAUCAUUUCAAAAUUUAGUUAUGAUAACACCUAGUAAUAGAUCAUUAGAAUCACUUGCGAUUGAUGCUGCAAAUGGUGUUGGUGCUUUUAAAUUAGCUCAAAUACGGCGAAUAUUAAAAAAAUUUAUUCCACUUGAUAUUUAUAAUGAUGGUAGAACAGGUCAUUUAAAUGAAAAAUGUGGUGCUGAUUAUGUUAAACACUAUCAAAUAGCGCCUGAUGGUAUACCAUUAAAUCAUUAUUCAAAAUUUUGCUCAAUUGAUGGCGAUGCUGAUCGUUUAAUCUAUUUUUUUAUUGAUAAAAAUAAUCACUUUCGAUUACUCGAUGGUGAUCGAUUUUCGGUUUUAUUCUUAUCAUUUCUUUCACUAAAACUAAAAGAAGCUCAAUUAUUUGAUGGCGUUAAAAUUGGUGUUGUACAAACAGCUUAUUCUAAUCAGAAUUCAACAGAUUAUAUUGUUAAAAUAAUGAAAGUUCCUGUAGUUUGUGUACGAUCUGGUGUUAAAUAUUUACAUCAUAAAGCGCUUGAUUAUGAUAUUGGCAUUUAUUUUGAAGCAAAUGGACAUGGAACAGUACUUUUUAAUGAUGAUUUAAAGAUAAAAGUAAAAGCAGCAAGUGUAGAUCAACAGCGUACUGAACAACAACGUUUAGCUGCAAAACAAAUUCAUACAUUUAUUGAUUUAAUUAAUGAAACUGUUGGUGAUGCAAUAGCUAAUUUACUUGCGACAGAAGUUAUUCUUUUCAUAUUAAAUAUGAAUCUUGACCAAUGGCUAGCUUUAUAUGAUGAUCUACCACAACGUCUAUUAAAAGUAACUGUUCGAAAUCGAACUAUGAUACAAACAACAGAUGCUGAACGUCGAUGUACAGCUCCAGCACAUUUGCAAGAUCGUAUAGAUGAACUUGUUUCUAAAUAUCCAUCAGGUCGUGCAUUUGUUCGACCAUCCCGUACAGAAGAUAUUGUACGUGUUUAUGCUGAAGCUGCAACACAAAUUGCAGCUGAUGGAUUGGCUGAUGAAGUACAAAAAGUAGUAGAAGAAUUAACAAAAUGA
This is a messenger RNA of Rotaria socialis, 1623 nucleotides long. The record is from the annotation of a GenBank genome assembly. NCBI's taxonomy places the organism in Eukaryota, Metazoa, Rotifera, Eurotatoria, Philodinida, Philodinidae.